UGUCCCGAACCCCCUCUCUCCUCCCCCUUCUUCCAUCCUUCCCCCCACACUCUCAAAUUAAUUCGGUUCAACCAAUUGUACUACAAUAUUUCUUGGAUGCUAGACGUCCUGCGACCAGCAGGCCAAAGCGGUUAUUCCAUCGAUGUGGCCAUAAAUAAGUGUGGGAGGUUACGGCAAUGGAGCGAGGCGCUGAACAUUCUAUACGAAGCUUUUCAAUCACGCUCGAAUGUCGGUCUGGGCUGUCACAUGGCAACUGUCGGCGCAUGCAGAGGCAACCAGUGGCAGCGGGCGUUGGCGCUACUCGGCGAGAUGCGAGAGGUGAAGCUGGAGGCAGACUCAGCUAUAGCGCUGGGAUCAGCGCGUGCGAGAAGGGCGAGCAGUGGCAGCAGUCGCUGGCGCUGCUCUGCGACAUGCGGGAGACGAAGCUGGAAUUCGACGGCAUCAGUUGCACCGCUGUGAUCAGCGCGUGCGAGAAAGGCGAGCAAUGGCAGCGGGCUCUUGCGCUGCUCCGCGAGAUGUGGGAGACGAAACUGGUGCCCAACGUCAUCUUCAGCUACAGCGCUGGUAUCAGCGCGUGCGAGAAGGGCGAACAGUGGCAGCGGGCUCUUGCGCUGCUCAGCGAGAUGCAGGAGGCGAAACUGGAGCCCGACGUCAUCUCUACUACAAUGCUGG
Molecule: messenger RNA, 672 nt
Organism: Prorocentrum cordatum
Lineage: Eukaryota; Dinophyceae; Prorocentrales; Prorocentraceae
Source: the annotation of a GenBank genome assembly